Messenger RNA from Musca vetustissima, 1062 nucleotides. RefSeq names its product sulfotransferase 1E1-like. Gene Ontology annotation, biological process: sulfation. The transcript has 4 exons. Bases 1 to 1062 code for a protein of 353 amino acids. Gene Ontology annotation, molecular function: sulfotransferase activity. NCBI's taxonomy places the organism in Eukaryota, Metazoa, Arthropoda, Insecta, Diptera, Muscidae. The record is from RefSeq and is a predicted model, not a curated record. Gene Ontology annotation, cellular component: cytoplasm.
AUGACGCAUUUCGUUAUAACGCCUUCCGUAAUGAAAAUUAUUACAACAUUGUUAAUAAUUUUAAAAAUUUUCGUUGUCGGCAUAAAUUCUACAACAAUAUCAGCGGUUAAAUACAAACCUCCAAGUUAUCCAACAAAUUUAUUAACGAAAGAUUGGCCAGAACGUGAAAUCAAAUAUUGGGGUGUAAGUGAAGAAUUUUUAAAUAAGGUACAUAACUUGGAGAUAUUCGAGGAUGAUGUUUGGCUGGUUACACUGCCCAAGUGUGGUACAACAUGGAUGCAAGAGUUGUUGUGGUUGGUCUUGAAUGAUUUUGAUUUUGCUCGAGCUACGGAGGAACAUUUGGAAAUUCGUUCACCAUUUUUAGAAUUCGAUUAUUUGGUAAAUGAAGAUUUGGAAUCAGCAUUUAAGCCCAUAGAAAAUCUGAAACGUCCUCGUUUGAUAAAGACCCAUUUGUGUUUGCCACUUUUGCCACGACAAUUAUGGGAGAAAAAAGCAAAGAUCGUCUAUGUUGCGCGCAAUUUAAAGGAUGCCCUUGUCUCCGAUUAUUAUCACAUGCGUAAUAUUGAUUUUGUUCAAAAUCAAACUCUUGAGAAUUUCGUCCGCGAAGAAAUCGAAAAUGGCGAUUCGGAUAUGCAAUUCUUACAUUUAACCGAAUUCUAUUCAUUACGUAAUGGAUCGUGGAUAUUCUAUACAAGUUUUGAACGUAUGAAACGCGAUUUACGUCAAGUUAUCUUGGAUGUCUGCCGAUUUCUGAAUCGAACUAUUGAUAAUGAAACAAUGGUGCGAAUGCUUAAACAUUUAUCAUUCGAUGAAAUGAAAAUGAAUCCGAAAACGAAUCAUUUAUGGGAAUAUGAACAGAUACGAAAUAAAUUCGGAAUGGAAUCUGGAAAACCUGAGUUCAAUUUUAUACGCAAAGGAAAGGUGAAUGCUUAUAAGGAAGAGUUAUCCAAGGAUAUGGUGCAAAAAUUGGACAAUUGGAUGGAAGAUAACUUAAGGAAAUUUAAUAUAACAUUAAAUGAAUUGUUGUUGUUAAAUAAUGUAACAAAUGUUGUAACAAAAUAA